CCUUGUUUGAUUUCCAUUCCGACAUGGCAUUAUCAUCUGCAUUCUCAACUCUCAACUCUUAAGCCAGCCAAAGAAAAAACAAUAACAGCUCUCUUCAGUUCGGUGUGUUCCAUCACCCAUAAUAAUAUCCGCCCAUGGCAGCUUAUUCCUUCACUCUAUCAUCCUCCUUCACCCAACCUAAGCCCUCAAUUUAUGGAUUAAAACCCUUUAAUCUGUCCUUAAACGCUUCAUUUCCGCUCAAAUACCAGCAUAAGUACCAGACUUUCAGGAUAGCUGCAAGUUCGGUUUCCAUCAACAAUCCAGGACUGCGAACCGGUCCAGAUGAACUAGUUGCUUCUAUUAUCUCCAAGGUGAUGCAAACGGAUGGUGGAGUUUCACUGACCAAAAAAGAGCACGAAGAGGUAGCUCAAGUAGCUAACGAGUUGAAGAAAUAUUGCGUAGAUGAACCAGUAAAAUGUCCUUUAAUCUUCGGAGAGUGGGAUGUGGUGUACUGUUCGAGGCCUACAUCACCAGGAGGCGGCUACAGAAGUGCAUUCGGGCGCCUCUUCUUCAGGACCAAGGAAAUGAUUCAGGCUGUCGAAGCUCCUGACACCGUCCGAAACAAAGUCUCCUUCUCUAUUUUUGGGUUUCUUGAUGGAGAGGUUUCCUUGAAAGGAAAGCUAAAGGCAAUGGAUAAUCAAUGGGUUCAAGUCAUUUUUGAGCCACCUGAACUGAAGGUAGGUGCAUUGGAUUUCCGAUAUGGUGGUGAGAGUGAGGUCAAGCUGCAGAUCACAUAUAUAGAUGAGAAGGUCAGACUGGGAAAGGGCUCUAGAGGUUCCUUAUUUGUAUUUCAAAGGCGUGGAUAGGUGUGGAAGAUUGAUGCUUACGGAUUCAUGUUUAGAAUACUUUAAGAUCCUUAUGCAGUGCCCAUAAUUGCUGACAUCGUGAAACUGGCGCAACUGUCUCGUAAAUGAUGGACAAAACCAUGCUACCUAAGUUGUUGAAUCAAAAUGUCCUCUUUUUCCUGGUAUUGGAUUUGUGUCCGUGUGUGAUUCUGCCCAUCUGUCUAGAGCAUGAGAGAUUUAACCUUGCAGAAACAUGCCUACAGUUUCUACAUUUUCCACUUGCUAAUGCGAAAUGUGUUAUGUCUGGGAAUGUUUUGAGUAUUAAGAACAUCAUUUUGAUUAAUCAAAUAACACAAUUUAAUCACUCAGUACGAUAUGGUGGAUCAUGCUUGACUCAACUGUAGAGUGAAAAUGCAA
Molecule: messenger RNA, 1241 nt
Organism: Durio zibethinus
Lineage: Eukaryota; Viridiplantae; Streptophyta; Magnoliopsida; Malvales; Malvaceae
Product: Plastid-lipid associated protein PAP / fibrillin family protein
Source: RefSeq, a predicted model, not a curated record